Lotus japonicus is the source of this 2185-nucleotide messenger RNA. RefSeq lists its product as uncharacterized. Lineage: Eukaryota; Viridiplantae; Streptophyta; Magnoliopsida; Fabales; Fabaceae. The record is from RefSeq and is a predicted model, not a curated record. Bases 85 to 2010 code for a protein of 641 amino acids. The transcript is spliced from 2 exons.
AUUGUACCUGAAUUCACACUCUCACUCACACUCACAUUCACUCACUCAGCUUCAGAAAAGAAUCACUCUGUUCUGUUUCCCAAAAUGGCAACACCAAUAACUGGCACCAUCGUGUUCAACACCGUUGGAAGAGUACAAUACGGCUUCGACGUUUACACCGUUAACCUCCAAAACAACCCUCCGCUGGAAGACCACCGCAUCACUGACGGCGUCUCCGUCAACUUUAACGCCCAGUUCGUUGAAACUCAGAGUGACAACGACAAUCACAGCAUUGUCUUCAUCUCUCAACGAACCGGGUCUCCCCGCAUCUACCUUACCCGACCCGGAACUUCACCUGAACCAUUGCCUUUCGUUGCUGAAAGCUUCUUCCAUGAUCGCCCUGUCAUAAAAAACGAAACUCUCUACUUCGUUUCCGCUCACGAACAACCCGACCCGAUCGGAAAGACGCUUUUUAAAAGCUGGAGCGCGGUUUACUCCAUCGCUGUUAACGGCGGCGGAACAAUCGAGAGGCUAACCCCUCCUGGCGUUGUGGAUUACAGCCCCGCCGUAUCUCUCACCGGGAAAUUCAUCGCUGUCGCUUCCUACGGUUCACGCCCGUGGCGCACCCUGGAGUUCCACAAGCUCGACACAGAGAUCGCCGUUUUUGCCGAGUCUGACCCGGAGAAUCGGGUUAUGGUUUCCGAGCGUGGUCGAUGGCCAACUUGGUCGCGAGAUUCCACGAUUUUCUUCCUCAGAGUUGCCGAGGAUGGUUGGUGGAGCAUCUUCCGUGUCGAGUUGCCUCAUUCAAAUCUCACCCAACCUCCAACCCCACCAAUUCGGGUUACGCCGCCGGGGCUGCACUGCUUCACUCCGGCAGCCAUGCACGACGGCAAGCGAAUUGCCGUAGCAACACGCCGGGGAGGGAACAACAAUUUCCGCCACAUCGAGAUCUACGAUCUCGAGUCCAAAACCUUCCAACGAGUGACUGAAUCCAUCAACCCGAGUUUCCACCACUACAACCCGUUCGUCUCGAACGAUUCGCUCCACCUCGGGUAUCACCGGUUCCGCGGUGAGUCAACCCAAGGCGACUCCACAAUCCCCCAUUUGGAACAGGUGCAAUCUCGGGUUCAGAACUUGCAGUUGUUGAGGCUAAACGGUGCGUUUCCUACCUUCUCCCCAGAUGGUGACUUCAUCGCGUUCAAUCACAUCCCCUUCAAUCAUGAAUCAGACGGAAUCAAGAUAAUCAGAUCCAACGGCUCAAAACGUUGGACUUUGGUCGAGGGAAGGACGUGCUUCGCCAACUCGUGGAGCCCGACGGAGAAGCACGUGAUAUACACCACAAUCGGUCCAACUUUCGAGUCAGUUACGAAAACUGUUCAGAUUGCAAGGAUCGAGUUCGACCCAAUUCAUUUAACAGACGAUCGCGAGGAGAUACCAUUCAUGUUGAAGUUUCUGACCGGAGAUAACACCGGUAACAACGCUUUUCCGUCAUGCUCACCCGACGGGAAGUUCGUCGUGUUUCGGUCUGGUAGGUCAGGGCAUAAGAACUUGUACAUUGUUGACGCAGUUGAUGGUGAAUCGAACGGCGGGAUACAGAGGUUGACAGAGGGGGAGUGGAUUGAUACGAUGCCAUUUUGGUCACCGAAGGGUGAUUUGAUAGCGUUUUCGUCUAACAGGCAUGAACGGGGGAAUAAUGAGGUGUUUGGGAUUUACGUGGUUAAGCCUGAUGGGAGUGAUUUGAGGAGGAUUGAGGUUGGAAAUGAUGGGAGGGAGAGGUUGAACCACGUGUGUUUUAGCCACGACGGAGAGUGGUUGUUGUUCACGUCGAACUUCAGUGGGGUUACGAUGGAGCCGGUGGGAAUGCCCAACCAGUUUCAGCCGUAUGGGGAUUUGUAUGUAGUGAGGUUGGAUGGAAGUGGGUUGAGGAGGCUGACGUGCAAUGCAUAUGAGAAUGGGACGCCAGCAUGGCACCACUUUGGAUCACUUGUGAGCUAUAAUAAUCGAGGUUUCGGUUUUAAGCCAAAAGAAUAAAUGGUUCCAACCUUCACGAGGUAGGGUCCUGGGUACCUUUUGCCGAGUGAAGUGAAUAAAUGUGGAGUCAUUCAAUUCUUAUUAUCUACGGGCAAAAAAUGUUAGAAAGAAUUUACUUGAGUAUAUUGUCUCAAAAAGAGGAGAAAACAAUAAACCUAUCCCCCGGGUUAAUGUU